AUGCGGUGGGUGUUUAGAAUAAAGAAAGCAAAUGCCUGCGAGUCGUGGACAACACUCAAAUCUCCGGUUUUCGACACCGAUAACUUUAUAAUCAUGGCGGGGUAUCUCCAAGAAACCGUGUCUCAUGCGAAGUGGAAAUCCUCAUCUAAAACCGUUGAUGAAUCUAACAAUGUACCUUCAGAUAAUUUCGAUUGUAAUAUCUGUCUAGAUACAGUCCAAGAUCCGGUGGUCACACUUUGUGGACAUCUCUAUUGUUGGCCAUGUAUUUACAAAUGGAUUGAUCUUUCACACAAAGUAAAUCCACUAUGCCCCGUAUGUAAAACCGAAAUAUCAGAAAAAACCCUAAUUCCAUUAUAUGUUCCUACCUCGACCGCAAAACCGAAUUCUCAAGAAAAAAUUGUCUCGAUCCCACGUAGGCCAUGUGUUGUCCACACCAUGCCAUCUCAACAACAUACUUUACCUGACAUUCGACAAGAAGUACCCAAUGUAAUCUUACCGACAAUCCCGAUAUCUGGGAUGUUAGGUGAAAUGGUGUACAUGGGGAUUUUUGGGAAUUCUGAAGAUUUGUUGUUCGGUAAUGGAGAUACGUAUAGUUCUGCGGGGAUGAGUACACAACGGGCGAGAAGGAAAGCGGUUCGAGAUGAGAGGUCGCUUGGUCGGAUUUGCUUUUUCUUGUUAUGUUGUGUAAUGUUGUGUCUCGUAUUAUUUUGAAUAUCCGAUGCCAUGAUAUAUUGUAUCUAAAAAUAUGAAAUUUUGUUAUAUGUCCAUUGAUGGAAUACACCAUAUAUAGGAUUCAA
Lactuca virosa is the source of this 797-nucleotide messenger RNA. The record is from the annotation of a GenBank genome assembly. NCBI's taxonomy places the organism in Eukaryota, Viridiplantae, Streptophyta, Magnoliopsida, Asterales, Asteraceae.